AGCCGAAGGAUGUCCUGCUCCGACCUGUGCGCCUCUCCCUGCGGGGUGGCCGGCCCGGCCCCGCUCGCCAACUCCUGCAACGAGCCCUGCGUGCGGCAGUGCCCCGACUCCACGGUGGUGAUCCAGCCCCCGGCCGUGGCGGUCACCAUCCCCGGGCCCAUCUUAAGCUCCUUCCCGCAGCACAGCAUCGUCGGCUCGGCGGGAGUCCCCGGCAUUGCAGGGGGCUACGGCGGCACCUUUGGAGGCCGUGGGGGCUACGGAGGCCUUGGGGGUUUUGGAGGCCUUGGGGGUCUCAGAGGCUUUGGGGGCUACGGCAGCCUUGGGGGCUACGGGAGCUGCGGUUCCGGGGGCCUUGGCCACCGCUACCUCAACGGCAACUGCGGGCCCUGCUAAGCCCCACGCUUGGCGCGGCCACGCACCAAGGACGGCUCCCGACAUCCACCGGCACCUCCUGAGCCCUGGCACCCAGCCUGGGCUCCCUUCCUGCCCCGCUCGGCCCCCCAGCUCCGCACAGGAGCGUGCCGGACCGCCUCACGCCUGGACGGAGCCCGACGGGGGUGUCCUCCUGCCCCGCUGGAGCUUUGCUCCCAGCUGCGCUGCCCCACGACGGCGUAGCUGAGCGCCGGGUGCCUCCUCCCGGGGCACGGUUGGUGCUUGGUUGCACCCCGCACCUCUGCACGGAGACCGUGGCCUCGCCGUGAGCACGCGCCCUGCUCUUCCCCGUGUGCCUCCU
Dromaius novaehollandiae (emu) is the source of this 733-nucleotide messenger RNA. Its product is annotated as claw keratin-like. Bases 10 to 393 code for a protein of 127 amino acids. The record is from RefSeq and is a predicted model, not a curated record. The transcript has a single exon. NCBI's taxonomy places the organism in Eukaryota, Metazoa, Chordata, Aves, Casuariiformes, Dromaiidae. Gene Ontology annotation, molecular function: structural constituent of cytoskeleton. Gene Ontology annotation, cellular component: intermediate filament.